UUUACUAUCCCACAAUGCAGCGGGCGAUGCCCAAGGAAAGAUGGCUGAGGGAGGAGCGGCUGAUCUGGACACUCAGAGAGGAGAGAUCACAGCGCUGCUCAAGACGCAGCUCCGGAGAGGGGAGACGUGGUACUUAAUAGACAGUCACUGGUUCAAGCAGUGGAAGAAAUAUGUGGGCUUUGACAGCUGGGACAAGUAUCAGAUGGGGGAUCAGAAUGUCUACCCCGGACCGGUGGACAACUCGGGUCUCCUUAAAGAUGGCGAUGUACUUGCCAUUAAAGAGCAUCUUAUCGACGAGUUGGACUACAUCCUCGUGCCCACUGAGGGCUGGAAUAAGCUAGUGAGCUGGUACGGUCUGACCGAUGGCCAGGAACCCAUCGCCCGGAAGGUGGUGGAGCAGGGAAUGUUCGUGAAGCACUGCAAAGUGGAGGUCUACCUCACUGAGCUGAAACUAUGUGAAGACAGCAACAUGGACAAUGUUGUCACUAGACGCUUCAGCAAAGCUGAUACAAUAGACACUAUUGAAAAGGAGAUGCGAAAACUGUUCAGCAUUCCUGAUGAGAUGGAGACCAGGUUGUGGAACAAAUACAUGACCAACACGUUUGAGCCUCUGAACAAACCGGACAGCACCAUUCAGGAUGCUGGGCUCUAUCAGGGGCAGGUUCUAGUUAUAGAGCAGAAGAAUGAGGAUGGAACGUGGCCUCGCGGUUCCUCCACGCCAAAGUCAUCUGGUGCUUCCAAUCUCUCUGCUUUACCAAAGAUCUCCCCUACAUCUCUCACAAACAAUCAUAACAGCAGCUUCAGCAGCAGGAAUGUGAAAAACUCUACUUACAGCCUUCCGUCCUACCCGCCCUAUAACAGCUAUGAAUAUUCAGACCAGAGCCGGCACAGUGAGAAAGCAGGCCUGUGUGGCCUCUCCAAUUUGGGGAACACCUGCUUCAUGAACUCUGCAACACAGUGUUUAAGCAAUAUUCCUCCGCUCACUGAGUACUUCUUGAAGGACAAGUACCAGGAUGAACUGAACGAGGAUAACCCGUUAGGGAUGAAAGGAGAAAUCGCCAAGGCUUAUGCUGAGCUUAUCAAGCAGCUCUGGUCCGGCAAAUACAGCUACGUCACCCCUAGACCUUUUAAAACCCAAGUGGGACGCUUUGCCCCUCAGUUCUCAGGCUACCAGCAGCAGGACUCUCAUGAGCUGCUGGCUUUUCUGCUAGACGGCCUACACGAAGACCUGAACCGCAUCAGGAAGAAGCCCUACAUCCAGCUCAAAGAUGCUGACGGACGGCCAGAUAAGGUAGUAGCAGAGGAGGCAUGGGAGAACCACAUCAAGAGAAACGACUCUAUUAUCGUGGACAUCUUCCAUGGCCUCUUCAAGUCCACCCUGGUCUGCCCCGUGUGCUCUAAGAUCUCUGUGACCUUUGACCCUUUCUGCUACUUAACGCUUCCUCUCCCCAUGAAGAAGGAGCGGACGCUGGAGGUCUACCUGGUGCGGUUGGACCCCCUUGCGAAACCCACGCAGUAUAAGCUGACAGUGCCCAAAGUGGGCUACAUCUCUGACCUCUGUGCUUCUUUAUCUGUCCUGUCUGGAGUUGCUGCUGAAAAGAUGAUUGUCACUGAUAUCUACAACCACCGGUUCCAUAGAAUUUUUGCCACCAAUGAGAACCUGAGCAGUAUAAUGGAAAGGGAUGAUAUAUAUGUGUUUGAGGUGGCAGUUAACCGUCUAGAAGACACAGACCAUGUGGUGAUCCCUGUGCAUCUUCGAGAGAAAUAUAAGCAGUCAGGUUAUAACCACACUAGUACCCCACUGUUUGGGCAGCCCUUCCUCAUAACCGUCCCUCGAACACUCAGUGAGGAGAAAUUCUACAACCUGCUGCUUCUCCGUCUGUGUCGUUUUGUGCGCUCAGCCCUGGAAGAAGAGGAGUCUGAUGAGACUCAUUCGUCCAAGCAGCAUGCCAUCAACGGGAACGCCACCAACGGUAUACUGGAGGAGGGCUCGCCCAGUGAAAUGGAAACUGACGAGCAGGAUGAUGAGUCCAGUCAGGACCAGGAACUUCCUUCUGAAAAUGACAACAGUCAGUCAGAGGAUUCAGUGGGCGGGGACAAUGACCUGGAGAACGGGGUCGGCCCAGAGAACUCGACCAAAGGCCAGCAGCAGGUCACGGGCCACAAAAAGCGACUUUUCACAUUCCAGUUCAAUAAUAUGGGCAAGACUGACUUGAGCUUCAUUAAAGAGGAACCGCGGCAGAUCCGAUUUGAUGAGGGACACCUUCGACUCAGCGACAGAUCAUAUCUCUCUUUGGACUGGGAACCAGAGAUUAAGAAGAAGUAUUUUGAUGAAAGUGUAGCUGAAGACUUUGAUAAGCAUGAGAGCAUGGAAUAUAAACUUCAGAAAAAGGCCUUCUUCAAACUGAAAGACUGCAUUGAACUGUUCACUACCAAAGAGAAGUUAGGAGCAGAGGACCCAUGGUACUGCCCAAGCUGCAAGCAGCACCAGCAAGCGACUAAGAAGCUUGAUCUGUGGUCCUUACCUCCAGUAUUGGUGGUCCAUCUGAAGCGCUUCUCUUACAGCCGCUACAUGAGGGACAAACUGGACUCGCUGGUGGACUUCCCACUUCAUGAUCUGGACAUGUCAGAGUUCCUCAUUAACCCUAACGCUGGGCCAUGCCGCUAUGACCUCAUUGCGGUUUCCAACCACUACGGAGGAAUGGGAGGAGGACACUAUACUGCCUAUGCCAAAAACAAAGACGAUGGCAAGUGGUACAACUUUGACGACAGCAUCGUAUCUCCAGUCAGUGAGGAUCAGAUUGUGUCCAAAGCGGCAUACGUACUGUUCUACCAGCGUCAGGACACAGUGAAGGGAACUGGCUACUUUGCCUUGGACCGUGAGGAUGCAGAGGAGCAGGAGAGCGCGUCAGCACAAGGAGCCAACGCCCUGAGUGACGAAGACGAAGAGGAGGAAGAGGAGGACCUCAACGACAACGAGCAGGACGAGGAGCUGGAGCCGAACCACGACAUCACCAUGAACACCCACUGAGCUUGGACAGACAUGGGCAGGAGGCGGCGGCGGCAGGUGGUGGGGGUCAUCCGAAGCCAUAUCGGGAGUGAGCUGAGCGGUCAGUCCGGAGAGUCCAGUCCAGAUAGCCGUCCUCCAUCUCUGCUUCAGCAGUACCUGCGACUACCGGCGAGAGCAUGGUGUCGCAUGCACAGGCGGGAAUCAGGCUGGGCCGACCAAUCAGGGCCUUGUUUUAAUGGCCAAUGUUGCAGGUUGAUGCUUUUUUCCCCUCUUUUUUGUGCCCCUCUCCCACUCUUUCCCAUUUUUCAUUUGUUCGUUUUUUUUCCCCUCACUACAUGGCUUUACUCCUCCACUCCUCAGUGAAAUGUGCCCUGGGAGUCCUGAUGGUGGGGGAAUAAGCAGAAAAAAAACGGAUUUGUGGGAAGUUGAAAUACACACAAUACCUGAAAACGCUCAGCACGGCGAGUGUCGCUCCUUGGAUUUUCCUCUUGGUAGAUUUUUUAAAAAAGAAGUAUAUAUAUAUUGCAGAGUGCAAGAGAGAUGCAUUUAUGCAUUCAUGAGUAGUGUUUUACUUUUAUCAUCGUUUUUGCCUUGUACAUAAUUUUGGAUGGACAGCAAACCUCUGGGUUUUAAGGAUAUUGAACAUUUGUGGACUGUUUUGUUGCACAAACACUCGUUCGUUUUUUUAUAGCUAGUAUUAGUGCCACGCAUACUGCAGAGUUUACGCCUAACCAGUGUCCCCUCGAUCAGCUGCUUAACUCGCUGCCUUUAAAAGUGGUCGCAAAUGCCAUCCACAGGCAGAUCCACUGGUGUGAGAUGAAAUAAGAAGAGUACUACAGUAAUAUGUCGUGUACCAUUUAUGGUGAGUUGAUUUUAGGGUAACUUAAGUCUGGCGCAUAACGGUCUCCGGACCCCUCGUCUUUCAGCUACUUCAGAAAACCAAACGCUUUGGUUACAACAGGUGUGACUCGGCCCAUAGCUUUAGCGUCGCUUCGGGAUUUAUUAAAAUGAAGCCUCAUUCUUCUUCACCUUCUCAUCAUAGAGGCUUUUUCUUUUUUAAAUAUUGAGAUUAUGAACAUUUUGGUGAUGCAAUAGAUUUCCCGUCUUUGGUCUCCAUCACCUCGGCCUUAAAUCUAAUCUCAGACUGUUGCCUUUACUUUGCACAAUUCACAAUUAUUUUAUCAUCACACUGUCGUCUGUCUAUGACCCCCCCGCUCCUCACCUCACUAAUACAUAACCAUAAUGCACACUAGCACCUAAUCACACACAUAAACACACACAGGCUUAUAAACGCAUGCGCACAAACGCAAUUCUGACUUCUACCUUAAGCCCUAACUUAAACACUCUUAAGAAAUAAAAGGUGCUACAUGAGCGAUGCCACAAAAGUGCCACUUUUUUAUUCUAUAAAGAACUGAAAUUCUACCACUAACUGCACUGGUGGAGUAUAAUUAUGCAGUAUAAUUAAUUAAUUAAUUGUGUUUUAGUUGUAUAUUUAACCAAUGUGAUUCUCCAAAGAAUUGACGUGUAUGUUCCUCUCAGCAACACCGUAGCAGCCACUUGUUAAAACCAAGCAACCAACUUUGAUAUCAUUCUAACCACCUAGUAACCACUUACCUGCACUGUAAUCUGGGAGCUACACCAUAGCAGCCAGUACAGCUAAUUAUGGGAUUUAACAAGAGGAUAUUUGAUCUAGCGUUUUAUCAACUCCAUUGCAGCCGCCUAGGAACACCACAGCAAAAAGCUUAUAUACCAUUUUAACAGGGACCUAAUAAACUUGAACACCAUUGCAGGCAGGGACAUUUAGCAAAUUGGUAGAAACAACCUAGGAUAGCAUAUCAGCCACAUAGCAACCACCAUAGAUACUGUAUCAACCCCUUUACAAGUCUCUUCCAACCACCUUGCAACACCACAAAAACCAACUUUGAUACCACUGCAGCUACCCAGUAACCACUUGCUUAUCACGCAAAACUAUAGAAACAACAGGAAAUACCAUAUUAACCACUAAUCUACACCACAGCAGCCAGUACAGUUAAUUUUAUUUUUUUGAUGAAUGUUUAAGAUUUAACAGCAGCACAUUUCACAUUUCAUUAAUGUCAAUAGUGAAUUUCUGCCACUUAGGAACACCACAGCAACUAUUUUAAAUACCAUUGUAUUUAACCACCAGAGAUACCAUAUAAACCACGUUACAACACUCUUCUUGCUGAUGUGGCAUUAUUUCCAGAUUGUUGGUACAGUUAAUUAUGCUUAGUUUCACAGUGUGGCUCCUGAUUUUCUUUUCGAACCAAGCAGGGAAACACCUCACACGCACGCCCCUUUAACGAAAAUGGUUCUUCAUGGAAGCAAAAGUGGUUCUUCUGUGGCGUCACUCAAACAACCCUCAGUGUAGACCCUUUCUUUAUAAGAGUGUAGGCGCUGACUGACUGCUGUAAUCAGACAGAAAUGAGCCACUUCUCAGACUGGCGUCCAGAAUGUAUUAGAAUAAAGCUUGGAUUCGCCUGAAUUUGGAUAGAUGCCUUCUUUAAGUGUAGGGGAGUGAGAAGUGAGUCGCUUUUCUUUCUUUUGCCUUUAUUUUCUUUUGGUUGAAUGUGUUUUCUCGGGGUCUCGGGUGGAACAUCACAGAUCAUUUUCAUUGCCUUUUAUAUUAGCUAUAUAAAAAGCGGGGGUUCUGCUGUACGUGUCUUCUGUGUGGUGGGGUGAGACGGGGCGGGAUGGGAUGGGUGGGACAGUGGCCACAGGGACAAUCAGACUGCGUGAGACUGAUUGCAUAGGCUUUAUAAAUACUGUAUAUAAGAGUUCACUCUGUGAGUGCACAUUUGAUAAAUUUAUUUAUUUAUAUGUAAGCAAACCAAUGUAUUUAAGACCACAGGAAGACAGAAUAAGUACGGUGGGGGGGCUUCCAGUCCGGCCGUGUGAGCGAACGUGGCUGGGCUUGAAGUCUGCUGAAGGAUGCUCUUAUCACCUGGAGUUUUUUUUCUUUCCUAAAGGUUCAUUAGGACAUCCUUGCAUGAUGACGGGGGAUACAGCGUUUGGCUGCACUUGAGUUCACUUGGGUUUACAUUUGAAAUGUGCAUGUGUAUUUAUAUACAGACUUCAAUAAAGUUGUGUAAAGCCUUUU
This is a messenger RNA of Astyanax mexicanus (Mexican tetra), 6125 nucleotides long. Its product is annotated as ubiquitin carboxyl-terminal hydrolase 15. The transcript has 22 exons. Gene Ontology annotation, molecular function: cysteine-type deubiquitinase activity. Bases 41 to 3031 code for a protein of 996 amino acids. Gene Ontology annotation, biological process: protein deubiquitination. The record is from RefSeq and is a predicted model, not a curated record. NCBI's taxonomy places the organism in Eukaryota, Metazoa, Chordata, Actinopteri, Characiformes, Acestrorhamphidae.